Capsaspora owczarzaki ATCC 30864 is the source of this 1504-nucleotide messenger RNA. RefSeq lists its product as hypothetical. The record is from RefSeq and is a predicted model, not a curated record. The transcript has 2 exons. Gene Ontology annotation, molecular function: protein binding. The coding region runs from base 44 to 1504 and encodes 486 amino acids. NCBI's taxonomy places the organism in Eukaryota, Filasterea, Ministeriida, Capsasporidae.
UGAUCGCCUUGCUAAGAAAUUCCUCAAGCACAUUGAUUGAAACAUGACCGCUCUUGCUUUGACUCCCAAUACCCGACUGCAAGAAGCCAUCCGCAGCAACGAUUUGGCAGCCGUGCAACUUGAGCUCCAAAACGGAUUCGACCAUGCUGCCACAAUUCUCGCCGUGAGAUUACAACGCAGUGCGAUCGCCCAGUACUUGGUCAAGGCUGGGGUAGACCCCAUGCCCGGCCUGAUUGCCGCGGUGAGCACAAAUGACAAGCAAAUGCUGGAAGUGCUGCUGGCCGCUGGUGCCAACCCCAAUCCGACCGAGACCGGCCAAUCGCGCGCAGUCCUCGAAGUCGGGCUCAUCCAUGCCCACGUAGCUCUCGAAUGCGUUCAACUACUGCUGGCUGCCGGUGCAAAUCCAAACCACUGGUCUGCCAUGCGACGCCCGCCGUUGGCCAUCUCGACUGGUCCUGACAUGGUGGACAUUACCCGAGCCAUGCUCGCAGCUGGAGCAGAUCCGAAUCGCACGGGAUCCAAUGGGUGGUCUGCUUUAAUGCACGCUGCACAGAGCGGCAAUGUAGCGCAGGCCGGGGUAUUGCUGGAUGCAGGAGCCGACCCGCACAUUCGCGCUGACGACGGCUCCAGUUGUCUACACAUUGCCGUUCAGAGCGGACAUGUCGGCAUGGUGCGCUUUCUCUUGUCCCGGCAAGCGGCAGCUGUCGACGCACAAGCAUUCGCGCUGCGCCGUGUGAUUGACGCAGACGACGCGAUAACUUUGGGCAACCUGCUUCGGGCUGGAGCCGACCCUUCCACUCGAUUUGGCCGGCAAGAGACGCUGCUCGGUCGGGCAGCCAUGGCAGGCGCCACGAAAGUCGUUGAGCUGCUGCUCAAGCAUCCAAGUCAGGACCUGGCAGACACGAAGAGCAUGCUCGGUCGCACGGCGUUAAUGUUUGCAGCCAACACGGACUUGACGUGGCUGCUGCUCCAAGCGGGCGCCAGCGUUCAUACGGCUGACGCGCGUGGGUGGACUGCGCUGGCGUACGCGGCAGCCUCGAAUGACAGUGAGCGCAUUUCCAUGCUCAUCGAGGCCGGCGCUGAGGUGAAUUCGGCCGCGUUGGAUGGCAAAACAGCUUUGAUGAUUGCUGCCAGUCGCGGUUUUGCAGCUGCAGUGUCCACACUGUGUCAUGUUGGAGCGCGCGUUGAUUUGUGUGACAAUUCGGGUGAUACGGCGUUGCUUGCUGCCACUUCUAACAGGCCAGGUGCGACUGUCGCCGUGUUAGUCCAGUUGCUCAUUGAUGCAGGGGCAAACAUUCAUGCUGUUGCCGCAGACGGUGCGACUGCAUUGAUCCGACAAGCCAUUCGACGAGACAAUGAAUCGAUUCAAGUGCUCUUGAAAGCCGGUGCAGCAGCCACCCAUGCUGAUCGCACAGGCCGGACGGCGCUCGAAUACUGGCCGAGCUGUCCUUCGCUCAAGUUCCUGACAGCGCCGGUUAAACCAGCUCUGGCGUCGAGCCUGUGA